Molecule: messenger RNA, 1915 nt
Organism: Drosophila nasuta
Lineage: Eukaryota; Metazoa; Arthropoda; Insecta; Diptera; Drosophilidae
Gene: Rab2
Product: RAS oncogene family member Rab2
Exons: 4
Coding region: 122-763 (213 amino acids)
Molecular function (GO): GTPase activity; GTP binding
Source: RefSeq, a predicted model, not a curated record
AGUCAUCAUCAUCAGUCAGCUUGCAAAUCUCAUUCGUAUUGGAAUUGCGUAUUAUUAUUAUUGGCUAAUUAUUACAUUCAUAAAUAAGCGCUAGCCAGCCAACAAUUAAUUAAUUGCAAAAAUGUCCUACGCUUACUUGUUCAAAUAUAUCAUCAUUGGCGACACUGGUGUUGGCAAAUCAUGUCUGCUGCUGCAGUUCACGGACAAGCGCUUCCAGCCGGUGCACGAUCUAACAAUUGGCGUCGAAUUUGGUGCACGCAUGAUUACCAUUGAUGGCAAACAAAUCAAACUGCAGAUCUGGGAUACAGCUGGCCAGGAAGCCUUCAGAUCAAUUACACGCUCAUAUUAUCGUGGCGCUGCCGGCGCUCUGCUUGUCUAUGACAUCACAAGGCGAGAGACCUUCAAUCAUCUCACCACAUGGCUGGAGGAUGCACGUCAGCACUCGAACUCAAACAUGGUGAUUAUGCUCAUUGGCAACAAGAGCGAUUUGGACUCGCGACGUGAGGUGAAAAAGGAGGAGGGCGAAGCAUUUGCACGCGAGCAUGGUCUCGUCUUUAUGGAGACUUCGGCACGCACAGCCGCCAAUGUGGAGGAGGCUUUCAUAAAUACAGCCAAAGAGAUAUACGAAAAGAUACAGGAGGGUGUCUUUGACAUCAACAAUGAGGCAAACGGCAUCAAAAUUGGCCAACAGGCAACGCCCACAAAUCCAGCUUUGCCCGGAUCCGGCGGUGCGGGUGGUGCAGCUAAUAGUGGUUGUUGCUAGGAUUAGAGAGACGGAGAGACGAUGUACGAACAAAACAACCAUUGCCGAUGCCAGCACUUGGGGAUAGCUAUAGCUCAUAGCCGAUAACCGACAGCCGACAGCCAAUAGCCUAUAGCCGAUAGCUGAUAGCCGCUUCUGUGAAAAGCUGCUAGUGACUAACUCUUAGAUGGUAGUGGAAGCUGAUCUUUUGUUUAACUUUUCUCUCUCAUUUCAAGCAAAAAUAUAAUCGUAAUAAAUUUAGCUACAAAUAUUAGCAAACCCAAAUUAGUGAAAACAUUUCAACACUAAGCAUAAUGUUAAAGUACAGAAACUAAACACGAAAAAAAAAAACAAAACAGAAUGAAACCAAACAAUUACAUACGUAUGUGUAACUAAUUAAUUAUUCACAGUAUACAAAAUAACAAUAGAAAUCCAAUUACAAUUUUAAAUAAACCUUAAAGUAAACAAAAACAAAAGAAUCCAACAUUGUAUAUGUGAAAUGUGUCGUGCGUGAUUUCUAAAUUUUGUAAACUUAAAAACGAGAAAAUGCAAAAAAAAAACAUACGUAUAAAAUAAUAUUUUUGUGUACAUUUAGUUAGUUUGCUAGUUACCAUUGUGUAAGGCAAGAUUAUACACACUGGACGAUAAGCGAUGAUGGCGUGUAAUAUAUACAUAAACAUACAUAUAUACAAUACAUAUAUUUAAAUAUACUACGUGAUUUAUUUCUCAUUGUGAUUCGUUGAUUUUUUCGAUGAAUCUACUAUUACUCCUUUCAUCUCCCCCACUCGUUGUGGCUGUUAAUCUUUUUUUACAGCAAUGUAUUUUCAUUUUUUUUUAAUGUGACGCAUUUGCUUUGCUUUGUUUUUUGUUUGUUUAGUUUUGCAUAACACACGCAUAACGAUACAAACGUGCAUAAAUGAAAUAAACUAUUUUAUAAGUUUAAAUAUUUAAAUAUAUACAAGAAAUAAAGAAAGAAAUCAAGGUGAUAAUGCUAAAUCAAUUCGAUUAUGUCGCCAACAUUUACGAAGUUUAUAUAAAUCUUAAAGUAAAACCGAAACAAACGCGAAGAGGAAUAAACCAAGAAAUAAAAUCAAAUUAUUUAUAAACAUUUGUAUUUGCCAGACCCAAUGCAGUAUAAUAAAAUAAUAAUAUACACAAUAAAUAUUACAAAAU